Messenger RNA from Pongo pygmaeus (Bornean orangutan), 3384 nucleotides. It is a transcript of the gene SGPP2, whose product is annotated as sphingosine-1-phosphate phosphatase 2. Gene Ontology annotation, cellular component: endoplasmic reticulum membrane. Gene Ontology annotation, molecular function: sphingosine-1-phosphate phosphatase activity. NCBI's taxonomy places the organism in Eukaryota, Metazoa, Chordata, Mammalia, Primates, Hominidae. The transcript is spliced from 5 exons. The record is from RefSeq and is a predicted model, not a curated record. The coding region runs from base 355 to 1554 and encodes 399 amino acids. Gene Ontology annotation, biological process: sphingosine metabolic process.
CUGCCGGGGGGAAAAGGUAGGGUGGGGGGGUUAGGGGCACCGGGAGAAGAGAGGCGCAGUUCGGACAUCGGCACUCCUCCGCCCGGUUACAGGCGGUCCUGCCCCCGUGGCCGCCCGGAGCCGCCCAAGCCCUCCCAGACGGAGAGAAAGGAGGACGCGUUGCGCAAGGUGGAGGCAGACACCUGGGCGGGCGCUAGGACCCGGGCGGCGCACCUGUUGGCUGGACCCGGGGCCCCGCCCGCCCGGCCUCCGCCCCGAGUGCGGGACCGGCGGGGGCGAGGCGGGAGUGGCGGUGCCAGCGGAGGGCACCGGCCCGGCGUGGCAGCGGCGGCGGAGCGCGGCCCCGGGCACACCAUGGCAGAGCUGCUGCGGAGCCUGCAGGAUUCCCAGCUUGUCGCCCGCUUCCAGCGCCGCUGCGGGCUCUUCCCCGCUCCGGAUGAAGGCCCCCGGGAGAACGGCGCGGACCCCAGGGAGCGCGCGGCGCGAGUCCCCGGGGUCGAGCAUCUCCCCGCAGCCAACGGCAAGGGCGGCGAGGCCCCGGCCAACGGGCUGCGCAGAGCCGCGGCGCCGGAGGCUUAUGUACAGAAGUACGUCGUGAAGAAUUAUUUCUACUAUUACCUAUUCCAAUUUUCAGCUGCUUUGGGCCAAGAAGUGUUCUACAUCACUUUUCUUCCAUUCACUCACUGGAAUAUUGACCCUUAUUUAUCCAGAAGGUUGAUCAUCAUAUGGGUUUUGGUGAUGUAUAUUGGCCAAGUGGCCAAGGAUAUCUUGAAGUGGCCCCGUCCCUCUUCCCCUCCAGUUGUGAAACUGGAAAAGAGACUGAUUGCUGAAUAUGGAAUGCCGUCCACCCACGCCAUGGCGGCCACCGCCAUUGCCUUCACCCUCCUUAUCUCUACUAUGGACAGAUACCAGUAUCCAUUUGUAUUGGGACUGGUGAUGGCCGUGGUGUUUUCCACCUUGGUGUGUCUCAGCAGGCUCUACACUGGGAUGCAUACGGUCCUGGAUGUGCUGGGUGGCGUCCUGAUCACCGCACUCCUCAUCGUCCUCACCUACCCUGCCUGGACCUUCAUUGACUGCCUGGACUCGGCCAGCCCCCUCUUCCCCGUGUGUGUCAUAGUUGUGCCAUUCUUCCUGUGUUACAAUUACCCUGUUUCUGAUUACUACAGCCCAACUCGGGCGGACACCACCACCAUUCUGGCUGCCGGGGCUGGAGUGACCAUAGGAUUCUGGAUCAACCAUUUCUUCCAGCUUGUAUCCAAGCCCGCUGAAUCUCUCCCUGUUAUUCAGAACAUCCCACCGCUCACCACCUACAUGUUAGUUUUGGGUCUGACCAAAUUUGCAGUGGGAAUUGUGUUGAUCCUCUUGGUUCGUCAGCUUGUACAAAAUCUCUCGCUGCAAGUAUUAUACUCAUGGUUCAAGGUGGUCACCAGGAACAAGGAGGCCAGGCGGAGACUGGAGAUUGAAGUGCCUUACAAGUUUGUUACCUACACAUCUGUUGGCAUCUGCGCUACAACCUUUGUGCCGAUGCUUCACAGGUUUCUGGGAUUACCCUGAGUCUCAAACAGUUGGAAACUAGCCCACUGGACAUGAGAGCCAAGACAUAGGAAAGUUAUUGGUAGGCAAAUCUUGACAACUUAUUUUUCUUUAACAACAACAACAAAAAAGUCAUACGGCUGUCUUGCUACUACCAGAUAAAUGAUGCUGCUGUGUGAAAGGAAAAAUUGUCUCAUAGCGGUCAUUAGUCUGUAAUGGUUAUGCUACAGUUGAACCCAAGCUAAAAACCAUAAUCCAGAUCUUUAAAGGCACACCCCCACCCCGGCCCCUGCUCCUCUUUCUGUUGCAUGGACUUUGGACCUAGUCAUGGGCUGGCAGGAAUUGUGGCCUGGCUUAGGAAUGGCUAUGAGCCCCACUGGGUUCUGGAGAGCCAAUAGAGAUGGGGUGAUCUGGGAGGCUGGAGGUAGAGCCUUUCUUUUCCGUUACAACCUUGCCUAGCACGGAGUCUUAUUUCUAAAACGGGAACUUUGGUCUAGGAGAAGGGGUGGCACCAUACAAAACUGCAUUCCUUGGACAGGGUGACUUCCUUAUCGUUUAUUUGGUGUUUCUUUUGUUUUGUUUUGUUUGAGACAGGAUCUUGCUCUGUUUCCCAGGCUGUAGUACAGUGGCACAAUCUCAGCUCACUGCAAACUCUGCCUCCCAGGCUCAAGCGAUCCUCCUGCCUCAGCCAACUGAGUAGCUGGGACUGUAAGCAUAGACCACCAUGCCCAGCUAAUUUUUGUAGAGACAGGGUUUUGCCAUGUUGCCCAGGCAUGUCUCAAACACCUGGGCUUAAGUGAUCCACCCACCUCAGCCUCCCAAAGUGCUGGGAUUAUAGGCAUGAGCCACUGUGCCCGGCCUCCUCCUUGUUAUGAUCAAAUUAGACUGUGCCUGGUUGGGUGGUAAGAUCACUCUGAAAGAAAGCUCACUGUGAAGAGAUGAAAGGUGGAGGCAGAGCUCUGAGGUCAUGGGGAAAAGCCUGCUUUCCUUAUAAGUCCUGGUGUUCAUGUUGAAAUAAGGAUCUGCUCUCCUUGUUUCCAUGCAUUUUGCAGGAUUCCAGGUACCAUUACCACAUUCUUCUGACCCAUGAAACAAACUGGCUGCUCGCACGUCACCAAACAGGUCGGGGGGUUAGCCUUCAGCACAGGUGGAUACAUCUGGGAUUCACUGAGAUUCCUGCCCUCUCCUGCUUCCUACUGGUUUGGGACAGGCCCUCUGCCCAUCAUCAGCAGUUUUUUGCUUUCAUACAAACCUGGAAGGCACUGGCAUCUGCCUAGGAAAGUGGAUCCGUGAAGAACAGAUGAACUCAAUCCUUUCUGGAGCCUGACAAAGAAGGGAUAGGCUUCCUUGACAUUGCCUGGUCCUGACAAGGCCUCCCUGACAUUACUCCUCCAAUUUCACAGUUACCGUCUGUAAAUCUAUUUUCUCAUCUACUGAAUAGAAUCAGGCGCCCUUUUUGUCUUCCCACCUCUUAUCUCUUGGCAAUUUUAAGGGUAAUUAAUGCAAGAACAACUUUAUUGUCUCUUGGGAAAACAAGCCAACCAAAUACAAAACCCAUUAAGCCUACUAGGGUGAGUCCUCUUAACAUGGGAAAGCGAUGAUUAUGCAAACACCAGAGUUCCCUCCUCUUCAGUUCCUAAGAAUAAAGAACAGGUAUCAAGAACUUUCUUUAAAGUUAGUGUAACUAUAGUUAACAAAGUAUCCAUUGAGGUGUAGUGCCUGUAGGACUGAGCCAGUGCUUUAUCAACCCAACACAUCAUCACCAUGUGCAUACUCUGGAAAAAAAAAAUAGCUUCCUUAAAAGUUACAGAGGCUCUUAACGUGUUAAAACCGAAAAAUCACAUUUUUCUU